Molecule: messenger RNA, 2922 nt
Organism: Lineus longissimus
Lineage: Eukaryota; Metazoa; Nemertea; Pilidiophora; Heteronemertea; Lineidae
Product: coiled-coil domain-containing protein 32-like
Exons: 2
Coding region: 1-573 (190 amino acids)
Biological process (GO): cilium organization
Source: RefSeq, a predicted model, not a curated record
AUGGCGUCCAAUUCUGAAGCAGAAGACGUUUUUGCGGAGGAUUUUCCUUUUAGUUUAUCAAAUCCAGUGAACUCGGACCCCUGGUCCCCGUUACCAUCGGAGGAAAAUGGGGAAAAGAAGACAGACUUCCUUGAACUGACCUCGGAACGAUACAUAGCUUCUUUGGAGGCAAGGCUCAAUCGUAUUCAGGGCAAAGCCCGGGAUCCGACCUCAAAAGAUCUCAUCAGGGGCCUAGAAAAGGCAAAGGAUGCGCACAUGACGACUUUAGUCCAAUCAUCAGAUCAACCUUAUAUUAGCAACUACAUUCCCGAAAAAGACAAUGUCCAGAAUCCCAACAAGUUACAGCGAAAACUGCAUCCGGAAAAAGUAGCGAUAAGUGCUGACGAAAGAAGACUUUUAGUUGAGGAAGAUGAUCUGUCGAAGCGCCGGAAAGCAGAUGAAGCUGCUGUGGAAACGUCUAAGAAAAAGACAAGUUCUGUUUCUAGUCUUGGGGAAAGUGACAAUCAUACUGAGGAGAGGCCCCGGCGGGCAUCCGCUCAGGAAAGUGUUGAUAGAGGUUCCUGUGAUGCAUGAGAUGGAGAUGUUAGUAUUAAAUUGUAAUGUAUUCUAAAAGGGAGUGUGAUUCAGUGGAUUUUGUAUGUGCACUAAACCUGCAAGAAGUCUGUACAAUUGGUUUUAAUUUGGAACAAGCUGACAGGCUUUAUCUUUUGGCAGAGACUCGUACUCUCAACAAUUCCGGUACUGUAAUAUUUAGUAUGAUUAGUGGUGUUAACAUCGCUGCCGCAGAGACACUGUGAUUAUUGCAUCAAGAAAGUUUUGCCUGUAAUUCUUCAUGCAUGAUCUGCAGUGCAUCAUUGAUUGUUGUGUCAUAUAAUAUAAAACUCAUAAUGCAAAUUUAGUAAUUGUCACUGCCUUCUCACAUAAUGAAAAACGAUAGAAUGUGCUUGGUCUCGAAUCACAAAUUAGGUGUAGACAAACCAUUCAAGAUUUAUCAAACCUUUUUCAAUAUUAACGCACAAUUUAAUUCCACUACCUCUAUUUACAACAUUUCGCAACCAGAUCUUAACAUUUAACUAAAAUAACAUAUUUGCGCUAAACAAACAAAAAAUCAAUUGUCAAUCCAUUCCAGUAAUCUAAAUCUAUGUAAGAAAUUCACUUAACUGAUUGCUUUAUAAAUGACAAUUGAGAUUAUGCCAUGCCAAUGUAAAAUUUUCAGCUAUCAUCAGAUAAUUCCUUCGCUCAGUCGAAGAUAUGGUUCUCUUUAUCUUAUGUGGAUGCUGAGCACAUAUUAAUGUGCAUCAUAAGCUUUCAAAAGAGCACUCAUGAAUGUCAAAUGGAAAGCCUAUUGACUACAUCUCCCUUGCCAAUAGCAAUCCCAGGGAAGUUCGCCAUAAUUUUGAAGUGCUGCUCUCUCGCUAGCAUGUUGACAUGUCAGAAAGUGCCACAAAAUAAUGGAGAUUUUUGAUGGUAGAGAUUUUGCCGCUGUUGACGUCAUGUUGGGGAUAUCGAUAUCACUAUCAGGUGACGGAGCAAUGCUGAUUGAGAGCUGGUCACCUGCCUUUAUCAGGUAAGGCAUCGUGGAGCUGAUGCUGUGGGUUUUAACCCUUUGACAUUGUUUGAUGAUCGGGGGGGGGGGGGGGGGGGGCUCUUUUUGCUUCAGUAUGUUAGGAAAAGCGAACAAGUACAGUUUUCUGCAGAAACUGUUACAGUGAGACCACUCCCUGUGCAGAUAAACAAUUUUGGCGGUAAAAAUGCUUGCAAAUCUUUGGCAGUCCAGGGCUCUGGAUGUGGUGGCCAUUGAUUCUUUUUAGCACCACUCAAACAAGUGAUUUUAGUCCCUGUAACCUGGUACAGAGCCAUGACUGCGGUAUUCCAACCACAAUCAUCAUGUCGUCAUGGCUCCAUCGCAGGUCGCUACACAACUAAAAUCGCCUGAUUGCGUGAUGCUUUAGCCCAGCGUUGAAAUCUGUUGGCAUUCUACGAAAUGGAGAACCAUCUGAUCAUAAGACCUACACCUGACGAUUUCCUGAACUACUCUGUAUUAGUCCGCCAUCGAUUUCCUUUAUGGUGUCAUUCAUCAUCCAGAACAAGAUAGGGAAAUGGUUUUUCAUGGCUUCAUGAUUAUUGCCUUUGAUUAUAACAAGGUUGCUGGUAUUGCAGGGCUGUAUUUAUCUGAGAUUCAAUUUGAUGUCAGUGAUUCAUUUUAUGUCAUUGCACCUUCCCCAUUACGAUAAUGAUGGCAGACAAAUUGGCUCAUUGGGUGCAUGAGAUGAUAUAGUAUGAAAAUGUCUCUCAUUAGUUAUGUCAGUGUUCAAGUACGCGUUUCCCAAUCAUUAAAUCACCAUCUUCCAAUAACCACUGACAUGUUGGGCAAUUUUGGAGUACUGUAAGAAGAUGGUGCCAAUUUCCAAUAGAUGAUUUACCCAACAACUGUAUUAUAAAGGAGCCGAGUCGUCAUCUUUAUAUACAAAACAUGCACAGUUCAUUUUGUCGAACCUUCCUCUGUUCGACAGUGAAUCCAUCAACGUUUCAGAGAGGUUCAACGGUUUGAAAAAAAUCGGGAAAAACAUCUACAUCACUCUUAGAAAAAUAGUUUCCCCAUGCAACGGGAGAAGAAGAAAUAUUUUGAAAAAAAUCUGCCGACUCCCUUAAUAUGCCUUCACGAAGAUGAAGAACGUGUCUCUUGUAAAAAACUUUGUCAAAUUCUCUAUUUUGUUUAAGAUGUAAUCAGAAAAUCUAAAAUCGAUUUAAUGAUAGAAGAUAGUGGCUUAGAUUAGAGAUGUUGUCACAGCUGCCAGUUCUUCUUAAUGGAUGGGAGAUGCCCUGAAUUCAUAAUUCAAUACAAUAUUUCAUCAGGCGAUGGUAACACUGACAGGUUGAAUGCCUUUGGUAACAGCUCGGGAUUGUAUAAACCAGGUCAGC